UCUUCCUCUUCCUCGGGCACAGCGAUGGCGGUGAUGCGGUUCUUAAGGGCUGGUGAGCGGCUCUACAGCGGCCUCCCCGCCCCGGCGGCACUGACGGCAGCGGCUCGGCCCCGCGAUCUGGAGGACAAGCUGCUGACCGAGCCGCUCCGCCACCCCGAUUUCUUUAACGUGAAGGAGCUCUUCUCACUGAAGGAUCUUUUCGAUGCCCGAGUGCACCUGGGGCACAAGAAGGGAUGUCGGCAUCAGUUCAUGGAGCCCUACAUCUUUGGCUGCCGGCUGGACCAGGACAUCAUUGACUUGGAUCAGACGAUGCAGCAUCUCCAGCUGGCCCUCAAUUUCACCGCCCACAUCGCCUACCGCAAAGGCAUCAUCCUCUUCGUCAGCCGCAACAGGCAGUUCUGCCACCUGAUUGAGAGCACAGCACGGGAGUGUGGGGAGUACGCUCACACACGUUACUGGCAGGGCGGCCUGCUCACCAAUGCCCACAUCCAAUUUGGUCCAGGCAUCCGCCUGCCCGACCUCCUUAUCUUCCUCAGCAGCCUCAACAAUGUCUUUGAGCCCCACGUGGCCAUCCGGGAUGCUGCCAAAAUGAACAUCCCCACGGUGGGGGUGGUGGACACGAACUGCAACCCGUGCCUCAUCACUUACCCCAUCCCUGGUAAUGACGACAGCCCCACUGCCAUGGAGCUCUACUGCAAGCUCUUCAAGAUGACCAUCAUCCGUGCUAAGAACAAGAGGAAGCAACUUGAAGUCUUCCAGGAGCUGCAGAGCCAAGAGAAGAGUGAUACAAACCGCCCUGUGCUGUCUGGUGGCCAGGCCUGACCAUGGGGGCUCAUCUCCAUGCUGGAGGUGGGCACUCUGCUCCACUUUACAGUGCUGUACCCAUGGCAUCACAGGCUGUUUGUCACACAGGGACAUUUCCAGCUCCAAAAGAAUUAGCCCAGAGCAAUCGGUCUAAGAGAUGGAGUGGGGCCAGUGGGCAGCUCUGUGCUGGUUUGUUGUUGCCAGGAGCACUACUUCUGUCCUGUGACCUUCCCGUUGUGAAAUGCUGCAAAGCCAUUUGUAUCACACACCACAAAUAAAUAAAGGGGCCUUUGAUCCUA
Messenger RNA from Coturnix japonica (Japanese quail), 1103 nucleotides. It is a transcript of the gene MRPS2, whose product is annotated as mitochondrial ribosomal protein S2. Lineage: Eukaryota; Metazoa; Chordata; Aves; Galliformes; Phasianidae. Gene Ontology annotation, biological process: translation. The record is from RefSeq and is a predicted model, not a curated record. Gene Ontology annotation, molecular function: structural constituent of ribosome. Gene Ontology annotation, cellular component: mitochondrial small ribosomal subunit; ribosome.